This is a messenger RNA of Nematolebias whitei (Rio pearlfish), 2267 nucleotides long. It is a transcript of the gene habp2, whose product is annotated as hyaluronan binding protein 2. The record is from RefSeq and is a predicted model, not a curated record. Gene Ontology annotation, biological process: proteolysis. The coding region runs from base 45 to 1886 and encodes 613 amino acids. Lineage: Eukaryota; Metazoa; Chordata; Actinopteri; Cyprinodontiformes; Rivulidae. The transcript has 13 exons. Gene Ontology annotation, molecular function: calcium ion binding; serine-type endopeptidase activity.
CGUCUUUAUUCACUCUCCUUGAUGACGCCUGAUCUGCUGCUGCCAUGAAGCGGACGCUGCUCUUCUUUUGCCUCUUCGUAGCAGUGAUUCUUAUUCCUGCUGAAUCAAAACCUAAACACAAAGAUAAACACGAGAAUCACGGAAAACAGAGUAAACACGUCGAACGUGGGAAAAAAAAACUAACGUUUGAGGACAUCAUUGAAGACGUCGUCUUCACAGAAAGCAGUGACGAUGACGACGACGAUGACGACCACGGUAACUCCGACUGGCUUUUUGAGCUUCAAGAUUCAGAUGGCCGUUGCACCCCUAAUCCUUGUCUAAAUAACGGCGUGUGUAAAGAAAAGGGCAGGAAAAACUUCAAAUGUGACUGCCCGAAGCAUUUCAAGGGACGGAAAUGUGAAAAAGCUCCAAGAGUGUGUAGGAAAGGCGCCUGUGGACACGGUGAGUGUGUCCUGACUUCAUCUCGCCCCCAUUAUGCGUGCAAAUGCAAGUGGCCCUUCCAGCCCCCAGACUGCAAACGCAUUUCAGUGUGCGAGCCAAAUCCAUGUCAAAAUGGUGGCCAGUGCAUCAGGGAGGGAAAUAACUUUGACUGCCGGUGCCCUGAAGGGUUCAGAGGUCGCUUCUGUCGCGUAGGUCCAAACGACUGUUAUGUGGGUGACGGGGAGACGUAUCGUGGAAACGUAAGUGAGACAGAACAUGGCUUUGACUGUCUCUACUGGAACUCUCACUUCAUUUUGGAUCUUGGAUCAAAUCCCUUCCACUCGUUCGAGGACCGAGAGGGACUGGGUCUUCACAACUUCUGCAGAAAUCCAGACGGAGAACCAAAACCCUGGUGUUUCUUCAGAAAAGGCCGCCAAUUGUUUUGGGACUACUGUGAUGUGACACGGUGUCCUGAACCAACAAAGGGGCCAACUGAAGCACCAGUAGUUCCCACUAGUCCUUAUCCUACUUCUGCCAAGCCACCAUCUACGACCCCACCAACACCAAUGACCACAGAGGUUCCACAAGUUAGCACGACUCCCACAGUUGUCACUGAGGUUCCACCAAUCCCCAAACCCACAGAAGGCCCCAACAUCUCCACUGCUACUGCCGCACCUCUACAGUUUCAGACCUGUGGCCAGCCUCAACCAAAGAAGGCCCUUACCCGAAUCUACGGGGGUCUGAAGGUCAGUCCAGGGGCGAUACCCUGGCAGGUGUCAGUGCAGGAGAAACCAAGUAACUCCCAGCAGCCGUACAGACACGUUUGUGGAGGAGUUCUUAUCUCGAGCUGCUGGGUUCUGACGGCUGGACACUGCAUUCAACCUAACAAGGAUUUGGAGGUGGUAAUGGGAAGCCUGUCACGGAAUCGGUUGGAUCCCACAGCUCAGACAGUUGAAGUCGAGCACUCUAUUCGGCACGAGAACUACAGGGAAACACCUAAAGCUGUUUAUAACGACAUAGCUCUGCUGAGGCUCAAGGGGACUGAAGGAUUCUGUGCCAACGAGACACAGUUUGUAAAGACGGCUUGUCUGCCUGACCCUCAGAUCCCAGAUGGGACGGCUUGCACCAUUUCUGGAUGGGGUGCCACAGAGCAAUCUGAUUAUGGUUCCAAUCACCUGUUAGAGGCCAAUGUUCUGCUGAUCAACCAGGAAAAAUGUUCUAACAGGGAUGUUUACGGAUCUGUCCUGGACCCCACCAUGUUCUGUGCUGGCUACCUGCAGGGCGGGGUGGAUUCCUGCCAGGGGGAUUCUGGAGGACCGCUGACCUGCAAGCAGAACGCCAGCCAUGUUAUUUAUGGUCUGGUGAGCUGGGGAGACCAGUGUGGACGGAAGAACAAGCCCGGUGUUUACACACGAGUCACUCACUUCCUGGACUGGAUCAGAUCAAAGACUGGAGCGACUCCUUGAACAACCCUCAUAAGCAUCCCCGAAUCCCCGAGGACAAGAACUUUAACUUCUGGAUUAGACAUUUAUUUUUUCUUGAAGCAUCUUAUUGUAGUUUAUCGAUACAAUUCAAGUGGUAAAAUAUAAAUUGAUGUAUGUUUUAUUAAUUAAAUACUGAACAAGAUUUAUUCGUUACACGAGCUACAGAAAGACCAGAAAUUUUCCAGACAAGUGUCUUACAUUAUAACAGAAAUGUUGCUUAAAAAGGAUUAAAUAAAUUGUUACCUCCUUGUGCUCCAGUCAGACUUUUUAAUUUUAUGAGUUGUUUUUUUAAAUAAACUUAAACACUUGCCAACAUUAAGACAAUAAGCAGCAUUGUGCAAAAGUCUUGAGCAUAUCUUGACG